Molecule: messenger RNA, 669 nt
Organism: Psilocybe cubensis
Lineage: Eukaryota; Fungi; Basidiomycota; Agaricomycetes; Agaricales; Agrocybaceae
Exons: 4
Coding region: 1-669 (222 amino acids)
Biological process (GO): intracellular protein transport; macroautophagy; retrograde transport, endosome to Golgi
Cellular component (GO): ER to Golgi transport vesicle membrane; endoplasmic reticulum membrane; Golgi apparatus
Molecular function (GO): SNARE binding; SNAP receptor activity
Source: RefSeq, a predicted model, not a curated record
AUGGAUACCUCACCUACAGCCUUGUUCGACUCUUAUGAACAAGAUUUCCUUCAGUUUAUUGAAACAAUACACCAGAAGCUCGAUGUAAAGGACGGAACGGAUAAAGAGCAGAGGAAAGCGAGUCUGCGCAGGGUAGAGAUGGAACUAGACGAGGCCGAUGAAAUGGUGCCCACCUUUGAAUCUCUUAACAUUGUCCCUGACAUGCCUGGUCACUUCCACAAGGUCUCUCAAAUGGAAAUAGAAAUCCAAGGGAUACCCCAGUCAGUCCGUGCCCAAUACCAAUCGCGGCUGCGCUCAGCCAAGGCAGAGCUUUCCAAACAUAAGAAGCUCCUCGUCGACUCCCGUGCCCAACUCGCUCGUAUGGAUCUGUUGUCCUCGGCUAAUAAUCCAGGGGGCUAUUCGUCUUCAGACGACCCGUAUGGCCCAUCGAGUGACAGAACAAGGCUGCUUGCUGGGACAGCUCUACUCGAGGAAGGAUCUAAACGUCUGCAACAGUCUCAGCAAAUUGCUCUGGAGACGGAGAACCAGGGUGCUGAUAUCCUUAUGAACCUGCGGACACAGCGAGAGCAAAUUGAGAACUCGAGAAAUACUCGGGCAGUCACUUACAGUAUUAUUGGAGUGCUCAUGCUCCUUAUCGUCGUUAUUAUCUGGGAAAAACUGUCGGGUUAA